AAGAAAAAUUUCAGUGAUAUAUAGGGAAGUUGAGGGCCAGAACUUCGAAUUUAGAACUCUAGAUCGAACACGCUCUCUCUCUUCUCUCUCUCUGUCUUCCCCCUCGCAACUUCCUUUUCCUUUUACAAAUAUUCACAUAAAAGGAGAGAGAAAAAGAAACUCUUCCUCACAAAACCGAUAAGAUAUAUAAGUCAUCCUUCAGAACAAUUUCCCAUCCUUGAAGAAGCACUGAUAAUUUAUUCUUAAAUUUAGCAGAGGAAGAAGUUAUGUAGUAUAGAACUUAGUCUUUGUUAUUCUUUUGCGCACAUCAAGUGAUUAUUUUAAGGUUUGAGCAUGGCCAACAAGAAUCUUCUCUUCUCUCAGUUCAACACCAUGAUCAGAAUAUCAUACAGCUUUUGAGGAUCUGUGACGGGCCAAUCGUAGCAAGCGAUGAAAUGGAUUUCUUUCCGGCAAAUUUCAUAUUACAGAACCCUCACCAAGAAGUAGACCACCAUCAACCUCCACCGUGUCUCAACUCAAUUCUGCCUCAAGAUUAUCAUGGAGGAGCGUCACUUCUAGGGAAGAGAUCUAUGACUUUUUCAGGACUUGAACUUGGCGGUGAAGAAGCAAAUAAUGGUGAAGAAGACAUGUCUGAUGAUGGAUCUCAGGCUGGGGAGAAGAAGAGGAGGCUUAACAUGGAACAGGUGAAAACACUUGAGAAGAGCUUUGAGCUAGGAAACAAGCUUGAGCCUGAGAGAAAAAUGCAGCUGGCUAGAGCUCUUGGGCUGCAGCCUAGGCAGAUUGCUAUAUGGUUCCAGAACAGAAGGGCUAGGUGGAAGACGAAGCAGCUGGAGAAAGACUAUGAUCUUCUCAAAAGGCAGUAUGAAGCUGUCAAAGCAGAUAAUGAUGCCCUUCAAGCUCAAAACCAACAACUUCAAGCAGAGAUAUUGGCACUGAAAAGCAGAGAAGUGCCAACUGAAUCCAUCAACCUCAAUAAGGAAACGGAGGGAUCUUGCAGCAAUCGGAGUGAGAAUAGCUCAGACAUCAAGUUGGAUAUCUCAAGAACACCUGCUAUAGACAGUCCUCUAUCCACUCAUCAAAUUACAAGCAGAACCUUGUUCCCAUCAACAUCUAAUUCUGCUAGGCCUGCUUCCGGAGUGGCUCAGCUUUUUCAAACCUCUUCAAGACCAGACCUUCAGUGCCAGAAGAUUGAUCAUAUGGUCAAAGAAGAGAGCUUGAGCAACAUGUUUUGUGGGAUUGAUGACCAGACAGGGUUCUGGCCUUGGUUGGAGCAGCAACAUUUCAAUUGAAGAAGCAUCAAGAGAGUUUUCUUAUCAAUUAAAUUACCACACUUUUGUUCAUUUGAGUUCUUAAAUUAAUUAAAAACCCGUGUUUUUGGUUACUUGAUGUAUAAAAUAGGAUAUAUCAAGUAGAUUUUUUUUUUCCUGCUUUGGGACUUUGAAAAAUUUUUACAUGGAAGAAUAAAUUAUGGUCUAGCUGUAGCUAUAA
Prosopis cineraria is the source of this 1488-nucleotide messenger RNA. Its product is annotated as homeobox-leucine zipper protein ATHB-13. The transcript has 3 exons. Bases 435 to 1289 code for a protein of 284 amino acids. The record is from RefSeq and is a predicted model, not a curated record. Gene Ontology annotation, cellular component: nucleus. Gene Ontology annotation, molecular function: DNA-binding transcription factor activity, RNA polymerase II-specific; sequence-specific DNA binding. NCBI's taxonomy places the organism in Eukaryota, Viridiplantae, Streptophyta, Magnoliopsida, Fabales, Fabaceae. Gene Ontology annotation, biological process: positive regulation of DNA-templated transcription.